AUGGGCCGCACAGCCCCCCACAACCUGAGCUGUGUCUCCUACAAACACCCCAGCGUGAGGGGGGCGCUGGGGGGCUCGGGGGGGGCUGCGGGCGGCACCGUGCGCUGCCCCCCCGGCCACUGCUGCAUCGGCAUCUGGAACCGCAGCCAGGCGCUGGUGCAGGGCUGCUGGGGGGGCGGGGGGGCCGCGUGCCCCUCCUCUGCCUGCGCCCCCACCCCCGCGGGCCCCCCCGGGGGCACCGUCCGCGUGUGUCUGUGCCACGGGCCCCUCUGCAACCGACACGGCAGCGCGGGGGGGGCGGCCCCGGCCCGGCCCGGUACGGCCCCGGGGGGGGGCACUGACACCGUCCCUGUGCUGGGGUCUGCAGGACCCCUGUGGCUGUGGGGAGCUGGACCCCCCCUGCUCUUCCUCCUCCUCCUCCUCCUCAGCUGCCUGGCUGUGCUGGGGCUGCGACGGGCCAGGGCUCAGCCGGGGGGGGCACCCCGGGGGGGGCAGAGGGUCAGGAGCCCCCCAGAGCCCCCCAGCCCAGAGCUGCCUGCUCUGCACUUCCUGCAGGUCUGCAGCGGGGGCCGCUUCAGCGCGGUGUGGCGCGGCUCCCUGCGCCGCCAGCCCGUGGCCAUCAAAGCGUUCGCGCCGGGGGCCGGGCGGCGCUUCGCGGCGGAACGCGCCGUGCUCGGGCUGCCGCUCAUGCAGCACGACAACCUGACCCGGCUGCUGGCGGCGCGGGGGGCGCGGCCCGGGGGGCGCGGCGGGCUGCUGGUGCUGCAGCUCUACCCCGGCC
Colius striatus (speckled mousebird) is the source of this 781-nucleotide messenger RNA. Its product is annotated as anti-Muellerian hormone type-2 receptor-like. Gene Ontology annotation, biological process: cellular response to growth factor stimulus; BMP signaling pathway; protein phosphorylation. NCBI's taxonomy places the organism in Eukaryota, Metazoa, Chordata, Aves, Coliiformes, Coliidae. The record is from RefSeq and is a predicted model, not a curated record. Gene Ontology annotation, molecular function: transforming growth factor beta receptor activity; ATP binding. Gene Ontology annotation, cellular component: plasma membrane; signaling receptor complex.